Molecule: messenger RNA, 5660 nt
Organism: Python bivittatus (Burmese python)
Lineage: Eukaryota; Metazoa; Chordata; Lepidosauria; Squamata; Pythonidae
Source: RefSeq, a predicted model, not a curated record
CAAAAAGGUGAAAGAGGUUUGCCAGGUUUACAAGGUUUGGUCGGAUUUCCUGGAGUACAAGGGCCAGAAGGGCCCCCAGGAUCUUCUGGAAUGAAGGGCGAUACUGGAGAACCAGGAUUACCAGGAACAAAAGGAACUAGAGGCCCACCAGGUCCAGCAGGCUAUCCUGGGAAUCCUGGCCUUCCGGGCAUCCCUGGAGGAGACGGCCCGCCUGGUCCUCCUGGGAUCCCAGGAUGCAAUGGAACAAAGGGAGAAAGAGGUCCUCUUGGCCCACCUGGCUUACCAGGCUUACCUGGCAAUGUCGGGCCUUCAGGACCUCCAGGAAUAAAGGGAGACCCAGGAGAAAUUAUUGGAAUGGUGCGAGAUGAUUUGCAAAAGGGUGAGAAAGGACUACCUGGCCACCCUGGAUUACCAGGAUCCCCUGGACUCCCAGGUGUUGCUGGCCCUAUCGGACCACCUGGACCUCCUGGAAGACAAGGUUUUCCAGGGCCACCUGGACCUCCAGGUGAGAAGGGUUAUAUGGGCUUGAGUUUCCAAGGUCCAAAAGGGGAUAAGGGUGAACGUGGUGUCAUGGGCCCUCCUGGUCCCGAAGGAACGGAUUCCCAUCGGGAACACAAAGGGAUCAGAGUCAUACGUGGAGAAAAAGGUGCUCCUGGUGAAAAAGGUGAAGCUGGCUUACCAGGGCCACCAGGCCAGAGCAUCAAAGGGGAAAAAGGUGAACCUGGGAAACCUGGUCCACGGGGAAGACCUGGAAAGGAUGGAGAGGAUGGAGAGAAGGGAGAACAUGGACUACCUGGUCAGCCAGGAUUUCCUGGACUUUCUGGCCCAGAUGGACCUAAAGGAGAGAAGGGUGUAACAGGACCUCCUGGACCUCCAGGAAUUGUUACAGAUGAUGAAGAAGAACUAGUGUUUGGUGAAAAAGGAGAUCCAGGACAUCAAGGAUUUCCAGGAAGGAAAGGUGAACUAGGUCCAAAAGGUUUUCAAGGUCUUCCAGGACCACCAGGUCCUCCGGGACAACCUGCUUCAGAGAUCAGGGGACCACCUGGUUUUCCUGGUGACAGAGGGGAAAAGGGUGACCAGGGAGCUCCUGGAAUUUCUUUGCCUGGGCCAAAAGGGAGAGAUGGAUUUACUGGACCUCGUGGUUUACCUGGGCCUCCAGGCCCCCCUGGCAUAACAGAUGGAAUUCUGGGGUGUGAACGUGGUCCACCUGGUGACCAAGGUCCUCAAGGCACCCCUGGACAGGCAGGCUACGCAGGAGAAAGAGGAGAGAAAGGUGAAAGAGGUGAAGGCUGUUUUGAGUGUGAUGGGGCAGGUUUUCCUGGACUACCAGGGCCCCAAGGGCUUCAGGGGGAACCAGGCAUUCCAGGACCACCAGGUGCUAAAGGUGAUAGAGGCCUUCCUGGAUUUGAAGGCAUUCCAGGAGUGGAAGGACCUUCUGGUGUACCUGGUUUGAUUGGAAGCCCAGGACCAAAAGGAGAACCUGGAGAGGUUUUCUAUGACACCAUUGUAAAAGGUGAAAAAGGAGAACCAGGAUUCCCUGGACAACCAGGUAUUCCUGGUAAAGAAGGAAGGCCGGGACAGGAUGGUCUACAUGGCAUCCCAGGACCUAAAGGAGCAUCAGGAACCAUUGGAUUAAAAGGAGACCGUGGACUCCCAGGAAUAGGUGGUUUUCCAGGACCCCCUGGAGACAGAGGUUUUCCUGGUCCCCCAGGAGUUGGGAGUUCUGGACUACAUGGUGACAAAGGGGAAAAGGGGGUUUCUGGAAUCCCUGGGACCCCAGGACUUCCAGGUCCCAAAGGUGAAGCUGGACAUGUCAUUACUGUGACUGGUCCUCAAGGGCUCAGAGGUUUUCCUGGACAACCUGGAAAUCCAGGCCUCCAAGGUGACAAGGGAGACCCAGGGAUCCCAGGAAGACCUGGCCUGCCAGGUGAAAAAGGUCUGACAGGGCCUGCAGGAAUUGGAUUUCCUGGCCCUUCAGGGCCCCCAGGUUUUCCUGGUCAGCCAGGUCCACAAGGUUCAAGUGGAGAGAAGGGAGAUCUUGGUCUCCAAGGUCCCCCAGGUGCAGCUGGAGCCAAAGGACAGAAGGGUGAAGCUGGAUUAGGUCUCCCAGGCACUAAAGGUUUUCCUGGUCUCCAAGGACGAGAUGGCUCUCCUGGACCAAAAGGCAGCCAGGGACUUCCCGGUGUGCCAGGGGAAAAAGGGUUUCCUGGUGUCCCUGGCCAGGCAGGAUCUCGAGGUGAACCGGGUCCUCCUGGAUUACCAGGUUUACAGGGUUCCCCUGGUGAGCCCCAUAUGGGCCCCCCUGGCCCCCCUGGCCCCCCAGGACAAUUCGGGCCUCCAGGACCAAUAGGGCAUCCAGGGAUCAAAGGUGAGAGAGGCCACCCAGGUAUCCCUGGGCUAGGUACGCCAGGGAUUAAAGGAGAUAAAGGGGCCCUAGGACCGCAAGGGUUACCAGGUGUGCAAGGGUUACCAGGCCUACCUGGUUUAGAGGGACAACAAGGACAUCCAGGGGUUCCAGGACUGAAAGGAGAAAUGGGAAUUAUGGGUACCCCUGGAAUCCAAGGUCCUCCUGGCCCUAUAGGAACUCCUGGAACUCCAGGUGAAAAAGGUAGCAUAGGUUUUCCUGGAGUGGCAGGACCCAGAGGUGAUCUGGGUUUAAAAGGUGAAAAAGGUGAAGCUGGUCUCCCAGGAGAGCCAGGAUCAAUGGAUCAGGUUGAUAUGGAAAACCUGAAAGGCCAAAAAGGAGAACAAGGAGAUAAAGGAGCAAAGGGGAUAAUAGGAGAGAAGGGAUUUCAAGGGAUUUCCGGCAGUCCAGGAAUGCCAGGGAAGGAUGGGGAUCCUGGUUCGCCAGGCCAACCAGGUCUUCCAGGUAUUUCAGGCUUCCCUGGAUUCCCAGGCCUCAAAGGGCAACCUGGCCUUCCAGGUUCUCCAGGUCUUCCAGGAGUGCCAGGUGAAAAAGGACAAAAAGGAUCCGCAGGCUUGAGUGGUUUGCAAGGCUUAAAAGGAGAAUCAGGUGACCUUGGACCACCUGGUCCACAGGGAACUCCUGGAGGAAAAGGUGAGCCAGGUUAUGAUGGAAUCCCAGGCCCUCCUGGUUCAAAAGGGGAUCCAGGUCUUCCAGGUAGAGGGUUUCCUGGACUUCCAGGUGAAAAGGGAGAAAGAGGUGCUAAAGGAGAUGUGGGCUCUCCAGGAAGUCCUGGAAGUCCUGGAAUUCCUGGUAUAAAGGGAGACAUUGGAUUCGUUGGCCCACAAGGUCCCCCAGGCCAACCAGGCACUCCUGGGUUACCAGGGAAGGCUGGUGAGGGACCCAAGGGUGACCGGGGACCCCAAGGGCAACCUGGGCUUCAAGGGCUUCCUGGGCCUCAAGGAUCUCCAGGGGUUCCAGGAUUACCAGGAGGAAAAGGAGAAAAAGGAAGCCCAGGUUGGCCAGGAACAUCUGGGAAACCUGGACCCAAAGGUGACCUGGGAUUUCCAGGAAUCCCAGGCAAUCCUGGUUUCCCUGGAACUUCGGGUCAGAAAGGUGACAUGGGACCUCCUGGAAUUCCAGGUCCCCAAGGUCUAAAAGGUUCUUCAGGUUUCCCUGGAUCCAAAGGAAUACAAGGUGACCACGGGUUUCCUGGAGCUAAAGGUUUGCCAGGCCCACCGGGUCCUCCAGGUCCUUUCCAUCUUGUGAAAGGCGAAGCAGGCCUACCUGGUCUUUCAGGCCCUGCUGGCCCCAAAGGAUUUCCUGGUCUUCCAGGAACAAAAGGACAACAAGGUGUAACAGGACCUGCGGGUUUGAAUGGUCCCCCAGGAAUACCAGGGUUUGAUGGCACACCUGGUCAGAAAGGAGAAAGUGGCCCUGUGGGUCCCCCAGGUCCUAGAGGCUUUCCUGGCCCACCUGGUCCUGAAGGCAUGCCAGGGGCGAUGGGCCCACCAGGCAGUCCCUCUGUGGCUCAUGGUUUCCUUGUGACCAGGCACAGCCAAACCACAGAAGAGCCCUCCUGUCCAUUUGGGACGAGACUCAUGUUCUAUGGAUAUUCUUUGCUUUAUGUACAAGGCAAUGAACGAGCCCAUGGCCAGGAUUUGGGCUCCGCUGGAAGUUGCCUACGUAAAUUCAGCACAAUGCCUUUCCUAUUCUGCAAUAUUAACAACGUCUGCAAUUUUGCCUCGAGAAACGAUUACUCUUAUUGGUUGUCAACCCCUGAGCCCAUGCCAAUGAGCAUGGCUCCUCUGACAGGAGAAAGCAUCAGACCUUUCAUUAGCAGGUGUGCUGUAUGUGAAGCUCCUUCUAUGGUGAUAGCAGUUCACAGCCAAACAAUUCAAAUUCCACCAUGUCCAGAAGGCUGGAACUCUCUGUGGAUAGGCUACUCCUUUGUGAUGCACACCAGCGCGGGAGCGGAAGGCUCUGGGCAAGCACUGGCCUCUCCGGGCUCCUGCCUUGAAGAAUUCCGCAGCGCCCCGUUCGUUGAGUGCCAUGGGAAGGGCACCUGCAAUUAUUACGCCAACGCCUACAGCUACUGGCUUGCCACCAUUGAGAGGAAUGAAAUGUUCAAAAAACCUACGCCUUCCACACUGAAGGCUGGAGAACUACACUCAAAUGUUAGCCGCUGCCAAGUCUGUAUGAAAAGAACAUAAUGACUUCCCCAUUGUACCUAAUUUCACAAUAUGGUGCUAUUCUGUUAACAGCAGUGAAGCUUAGGCAUAUAUCCUCUGUACCUCACUGUUACCAGGUAUAAAGCCAUCAAGUGCCUUACAGGAAUCUGCCUGACUAAAUUCUCUACGUUUUUGGCCUUUGUAUGCUGAAGAGGAAGAAGAUACAAUGGAGACAAUGCUUCAGAUGGCACUUUUGAGGAAACCUGAUUUUGUACGUCAAGGUGAUGCACUGAAGCCUGCUCUAAAUAAAAAAGGAGGAUCCAGUUCUGCCCCAUGUGUGCAACUCCCUUUUUCCAAGUGCAUGCUUUACAUAUAUGGGAUUCUAUCAUAGUUAGGAUGUUUGUUAGACAAAUUGACCCAUACCAACAGGACGUCUGGACCCAAAGUAUUGUUGGAGAGCAAUAGUCCUGACUGACACAGCAGCAUGCCAGUGUUUCCUCUUGCAUGGCAUUAAAAGGCCUGGACCUAAGGAAGCAGAAUUCUGGCUGAGAGAUUGAAGGUUUCUGCUCUGUGGUACUACAUGGCCCUUUCUAGUCCACCUUCCUGGGGAAUACAGGUUGGACCAGCGUGUGUGCAAGCCGAUUGGUGUUGAAUAUUUAUAUACUAGCCAUUCCGCAAAUGAAGCAUUGAACGCUUUUUAAUUAUAAGGUAUUUUUCCUUAGUAUCCACUCUCAUGUUAGAGGAUAUAUGAGAAAUAACUAAUCCUCCUAGAUAAUGAUCAAAUUGUCUAGAAAAAAAAGCUAGUCAACUACCUGGUGAUUACUCCAGUAAUAUUCAGAUCUUGAGCUUCUUCUUUAUGUAUUUAAUAUUUUCAGGGUUUUAAAGCACUAAUACACUGAAUGACUUGAUUUUAAUAUAUAAACGGCCUUAUGAUUUGGUUGAAUCUUUUAGUUAAUAAACCCACAUGCUUAUAUUGGGUUUCUAUAAAAUAUGCUGAUAAUUCAAAAAAUCAUAUGUAAAACAGGUUGUAUAAAAAUUAUAUUAAAAUACUUUUUAAAAUAGUCCCUCUUGGUAAAUCCUUCACA